AUCCCCAACCCCAACCCGUCGCCGGAAAAUUCCACCGCACACGAGACCAGCAGGCGAAGAAAGGCAGCUAACUAGGAGAAGCAAAGAUGCCGUGCCUCCAGGCGUCCAGCCCCGGCAGCAUGCCUUACCAGCACCACGGGCGCGGCGUCGGGUGCGCGGCGGAGGCGGGCGCGGCUGUUGGCGCGAGCGCGGGGACGGGGACUCGGUGCGGGGCGCACGACGGCGAGGUGCCCGCGGAGGCGGCGCGGCACCACGAGCACGCGGCGCCGGGGCCCGGGCGGUGCUGCUCCGCGGUGGUGCAGCGCGUGGCGGCGCCCGCGGAGGCGGUGUGGUCGGUGGUGCGGCGGUUCGACCAGCCGCAGGCGUACAAGCGGUUCGUGCGCAGCUGCGCGCUGCUGGCGGGCGACGGCGGCGUGGGCACGCUCCGCGAGGUGCGCGUGGUGUCGGGCCUGCCCGCGGCGUCCAGCCGCGAGCGCCUGGAGGUGCUGGACGACGAGAGCCACGUGCUCAGCUUCCGCGUGGUCGGCGGCGAGCACCGGCUCCAGAACUACCUCUCCGUGACCACCGUCCACCCGUCCCCGGCCGCGCCCGACGCCGCCACCGUCGUCGUGGAGUCGUACGUGGUGGACGUGCCGCCGGGCAACACCCCCGAGGACACCCGCGUGUUCGUCGACACCAUCGUCAAGUGCAACCUCCAGUCGCUGGCCACCACCGCCGAGAAGCUCGCACUCGCAGCCGUGUAGGCGUGACUGCGUGAGGAGGGGACUCCAUCUCCAUGGGUGAUCUGAUCGAUAGUUUUUCGGGGGGGAGGACGGAUGCGUGAGUUUUUUUUUCUUUUAUCCCCUCUUUUUUUAGCCUUUUCACAUUAGUGCCCUCUCCUCUUGGUUUUGGUUAUUAUUCUUUUUUUUUCUCGUUGUUGCGAGAGACAAGCAGCCCUUGGCCUCCCUCUCUAGCUAGUCCCUUGCCCAAACAUUCAAGGGAUCAAAGAUGACAAGUAUAAAUCGAUCCGUAGAGAUCCAAGUUCCGGCCCACGCUCGAUUGACAUGUAUAUGUAUAUAUAUGUUUAUGGUAUUAUAUAUAGACAGAUAUGAUGUUCAACAUAUCGUGUAUAUAUUCAUGCAAAAUACUGUUACAGUACUGUUUAUU
Molecule: messenger RNA, 1146 nt
Organism: Zea mays
Lineage: Eukaryota; Viridiplantae; Streptophyta; Magnoliopsida; Poales; Poaceae
Exons: 1
Coding region: 87-743 (218 amino acids)
Biological process (GO): abscisic acid-activated signaling pathway
Cellular component (GO): cytoplasm; nucleus
Molecular function (GO): abscisic acid binding; signaling receptor activity; protein phosphatase inhibitor activity
Source: RefSeq, marked validated